AUGCAACCAACACAUGCUGUAAAUAUUACAAAUAAAAAUUAUCCUCUCACACAAGAACAUCGUGCACGUCUUUAUCAAAUGUUAAGUGAAUUAGAAAUCGAACAUUUACGUUUAAUUCUUUCAACUCAUAUGCCAAAUUCUACAAUAACAAAUAAAUUUCAAAAUUAUACAUAUCAACAACUUCUUCAGCAAGGUUUAAUUCUUAUUGAUAAUUAUUAUUCAGCAGAUUUAGAACAAGGAAUAAUGAGUUUAAUGCAAAAACGUACUCAAACUGAUUUUUAUCAUCAUUAUCAACAGCAAAUACCACAGCAACAACAGCAGCAGCAGCAGCAGCAACAACAACAACAGCAACAGCAAAUGUUUUAUUAUCCUCAACAAGCAGCGCAAUAUACUCCACCAUCAAAUUUUCGUUUUUCAGCAACACCAGCAAUAUCACGACAACUAAGAACACUUCGACCGAAUGCAGCUGCACCUCAGUCGACUGGUAUUUCGAAUGCUCGUGUCCAACAACAACAAGAACAACACCAACAGCAACAACUACAACAAAAAGCGACCUUUAAUCCUUCUCUUAUUUCUUUGCAACAUCCAGCGAGACAUCCUUCACCUACACACGUAACGAGCAGCCCCAAUCGACCUGCUGGUCCACGACGUCCAGCUCCAGUUUUACCUCAAUCUUCACCUGUCUCAACACCAUCGACAGUAUCCACUUCAAACUCCACUCCUAAUUCAUCUCCAAUAAUUCCUAGUCAACGUCCGCAAAUACAAAGAAUCGUUCAUAAAAAUUUACCAUUCCUACGUACAAUAUCAUGUGUUCAUGAACGUUAUAAUAUAUUUAAUUAUGAUUCAAAUCGUAAACAAUCUUUAUCACAUGAUGAAUUUGUUUUAUCAUUAGAUGCAUGUAAUCAAUUAGCUUUAUCAUAUGAUUAUGAUCCUAAUAUCGAUACUUACAAGACAAGUAAUUGUCUUAUCUUACGUCUUGUACGUACUGAUUUACCACCAGCACCCAAUGGAAAAUAUGAAGAUAAUCUUCCUGCUAAUUUAGCUAUUCAUGUUAAUGGUCAUAUUUUAACAAAUUUACCAAUACCAAAACCAUGUACACGACAACAAAAAGAUUUAAUACGUAGUGGACGUGAAAUCGAUAUAACAUCAUUUUGUAUGUUUAAUCCAAUAUUAAAAAAUGAUAUUACUAUUACAUGGAAUUGUCGUCAAGAUAAUGCUGCUUUAUGUGCACAAUAUGUCAAUGCAGAAUAUGCAUUACAUAUAUUUCUUACUGAACGUUUAACAAUUAAACAAUUAUGUGAACAAAUUCUUAAAAAAAUGGCAAAAUUUUAUCGUGAUGAUUUAGCAAAAAUCUUAGAGAGAGCACGUACUAAAGAUCGUGAACUUGGUUUAGAAGUUAGCGAUCAAAAAUUAAAAUUAAUAUGUCCUAUUGAUCAAAAACGUUUAAAAAUACCUAUACGAGCAACUACUUGUCAACAUUUACAAUGCUUUGAUUUAACGAAUUAUAUUGCUUUAAAUGAAAAAUCAAAUAAAUGGGUGUGUCCGGUUUGUAAUAAAUCUGCUUUAUUUGAUGAUUUACAAGUUGAUUUAUAUACAGAAUCAAUAUUAAAUUCAAUACAAAGUGAUAAUAUAACUGAAAUAACAAUUGAUGCUCAUCUUCAAUGGAAACCUGUUGUACAAUCGAAUAUGAUGAGUGAAUCAUUCGAUUUCAAAUCCAAUAGAAGAUUUUUAUCAUCAUCAGCAAAUGAACCUAUAUUAAUUGAUGAUUAA
Messenger RNA from Adineta steineri, 1770 nucleotides. NCBI's taxonomy places the organism in Eukaryota, Metazoa, Rotifera, Eurotatoria, Adinetida, Adinetidae. The record is from the annotation of a GenBank genome assembly.